AGCCAAAAAAAAAAAUUACGAGAAAAAGUAGAUAAAAUUCACUCCACUUCACUUCCAACUAAAAUAUAUUUAUUUUUUUUUGUCUUGAAAAUUAUUUAGAUCAUAUAUAUUUCAAGACAAAAAAAAAAACCAUUGGUAGGUACCUGCUAAUAUUUACUAAUUUCUUAUAGAACAAAAAAAUAAGUGAAAGUAAAUCCUCUCUUGACUGGAAAAAAAAACUAAAAAAAAAAAAAUGGCAGAUUCCGAUGACGAAUAUGACCGCAAGCGACGCGAUAAAUUUCGCGGUGAACGAAGUUCCGGCGAAAGUUACCGCUCCGAACGUCGAAUCGACGACCGGCGACGUGAGGAAUGGUCAGAUAGAAAUCCCUUCCGAAGUGGUCGAACACGACCCGAUUACCGUGACUACCGAGGACCUAGAGAAAAAUUCUCCCCCGGUCGAGAACUGCCUCCUGCCAAAAGAAUCCGACCCGAUUGGGGCGAGGACAUUCGACAAAAUUCACGUUACGGUGGAUAUGAUCAAUAUUUAUUACAUAAUUGGGGUCAUGAUCAUUAUCCCAAUCAUGCAAUGCAUGCUUAUCAUUUGCCUUCCAAUUCCCAUCCUCGUGGAGGGGGUGGAGGUGAAAUUGGAAUGUCUCUAAAUGAUUUACAAACUCAACCAGCAAUGUUAACACUUAAACAAUUUCUUGAUACUCAAGAAGAUGGUAUAUCUGAUUCUGAUGUACUUCGUAAAUAUGGGGAAUAUAAAUUAGAUUUUAAGAGACAGCAAUUGAAUGAAUUCUUUGUAACACACAAAGAUGAAGAAUGGUUUAAAAAUAAAUACCAUCCAACUGAAUCGAUUAAACGCAAAUUAGAACAAAGAUCAUUUUUGAAACGGCGAGCUGCUGUUUUCUAUGAAUUAUUAGAAAAUGGUACAGUUUCUAAGGUUACAUUAGAUUCUUCUCAAACUGAUCAAUUAUUGCGUUUGCUUGAUACUGUUGUUAUUAAGUUAGAAGGGGGUACCGACGAAGACUUAAAAGUCUUAGAUGAACCUCUUCCAGAGAUUAAAUAUCCUGAAAAGAUAACCGAAGUAGUCUCGUCAAAUAAUGACAAUCGUCCUAAAGAAAUUACCCCAAAAGUCGAAGUCUCUAGCUCACCGAAAAGAGUCUCCCCACGUCGAGAGGCUUCGACAAAUAAUGAAGAUGAAGAAAAUUGGGAUGAAGAUGAUACCCAAGAUCCAAUGGUCAGUGAAUCGAAAUUCAAAACUGACAAUAAGCGAAAAAGGUCACGUUCACAAUCUAGUAACUCAUCAUCUUCGAAUUCUGACGAAGAAGUCGAUGCUGAUCAUCCGAAGCCAGAUAGUUCGACAAAAGAUAAAGAAAAACCUGCUGAAGAAGAAAACGACGAUCGUCGUUCGGAAGAAUUAGAAGAAACUGAAGUUAAAACCGAACUUGUAAAUGAAGCAGAGGAGAGUGAAAAGCCAUCUGCCGUCGUUCCCGAGGAGGCUAAAAAAACAACAACAACAGAUUCUGAUGAGAAGAAGAAUGAAGUUAACCAAGAAGACAACUCCGAUCCAAUUCCAGAUGAUAAAAUCAAAGAUACCAUUCCUAAAAUCGAAAUUGAUGAUACUACGGAGACAAUUGAUUUGGAUAAGGAGAAACCUACAAUACAACUUCAGGCUUUACAUCGUACAAGCUCGAUAUUUUUAAGAAAUCUCGCUCCAACUAUCACAAAAGCUGAGAUUGAAGCUAUUUGUCAGCGUUUUGCGGGAUUCUUGCGUGUCGCUAUCGCAGAUCCUUUAGCUGAACGUCGAUGGUUCCGACGAGGAUGGGUGACAUUUAAGCGAGAUGUUAAUAUCAAAGAGAUUUGUUGGAAUCUUAAUAACACUCGAUUGAGAGAUUGCGAAAUAGGAGCUAUUGUCAAUCGUGAUUUGAGUCGUAGAGUUAGACCAGUUAAUGGAAUAACUGCCCAUAGCACAAUUGUCCGAAGUGACAUUAAAUUAUGUGCUAAAAUUGCAUUAAAUUUAGAUGAGAAAUUUAAUUUAUGGGAUGAAGAACAAAAGAAAGAUGAUGAGAAUGUCGAAACUGGCAAAGAUUCGACAUCGUCUUCAUAUGGAUUUAAAACAAAUAAUCCAGUUUUACAAAAUAUUACAGAUUUUCUAAUUGAAGAAGCAUCAGCUGAAGAAGAUGAACUUCUUGGUAUCGCAGCUGAUAAUAAAGAUUCUUCCGAAGGUGAAACAAUCGAAAGAGAUUCACAAAUAAUAUCUGUUUUAGAUAAAUUAAUUCUUUACUUACGUAUUGUACAUUCUGUUGAUUUUUAUAAUCAUUGUGAAUACCCGUAUGAAGAUGAAAUGCCAAAUCGUUGUGGUAUUAUUCAUGCUCGUGGUCCAUCUCCACAAAAUAAAGUUACAAAUAAUGAUAUACAAGAUUAUAUAAAAAAUUUUGAAAAUAAAUUACAAACUUUCUUAACUAAACCAGCACAAAUUGAAGAAGAAGAAUUGAAAAAUCUUGGACUUAAAGAUCCAACAACUGAGGUGGAGAAAUUUGUUCAAGUUAAUACUCAGGAAUUAGCUAAAGAUAAAUGGUUGUGUCCAUUGUCGGGUAAAAAAUUCAAAGGUCCUGAAUUUAUUAAAAAACAUAUAUUCAAUAAGCAUGGAGAUAAGGUGGAUGAAGUACGUAAUGAAGUUGAAUAUUUUAAUAAUUAUUUGAAAGAUCCGAAGAGACCACAAUUGCCAGAGCAUUCGGGUAAUGUUAGAAGGACGAAUUCAGAGUCGGCGGGACAUCCUGGAUUUAGGCCAGGUGCGGGUGGUGGUUAUAUGGCAGCAGCUUAUGCUCCACCAUAUAGUACAUAUGCACCGCCAAUGAUAAUGGGUGGACGAGGUGGUGGACGUGGAUUUGGUGGGGGAAGGAGGGAAUUGCCAUUGGAACACCCACGGCGGGUAAUAGGUUAUCAUGAUUUGGAUGCACCAACAAAUUUUGACAUGUUUGAUUAAAUUAAUUAAAUAAUGAGAUUGAAUAAAAUUUGCCAGACAAAAAUUAUGUUUUUUUGGUUUUUUAUUCCUUUUUUUAUGUGAUGGAGUAGGUACACUCGACAACACUUGAAUGCGAAUAGACAUAUUGUUUGGAGAUAAAAACGAUUGGCGCUUUGUUGAGGUAACCUAGCAAAUUUUUGAUUUUGGGUUUUCAAGGAGAAGUUCAUAGCAAAGAAUAUUGCAAAGGAAAAAGCAACAACUUAUUGGAUUUUUUAGCAUCCUUUAGCCCUUUGGGACAGUUGAAUACAAACAAAACUCUUAUGGUAGGUAAAUGUAAUGAAAAAUCAUGGACAAAAUUAGUUUCCAAAGAAGAAGAAGAUUGGUUUUGUAAUACAAAUUCUAUAUACAUACUACUGAAAUCAGUAAAGUAGAAGAAUAAGCACUACAACUGAAUAUAAACAAAAUUUGCGUAUUGACAAGGUGUCUCACGAUAAGUCAACUGAUGAGGCCAAGUGAGCUUCACAGGGACGAAACGCCAAAUUUUUGUUUGGACUAAAGGCCGUAAAAAGCUAUAUUAAAUCAAGAAAUUAACUUACGCAAUAUCGCAGUUUGUGUACAUUCAUACAAAAAAUGGACUGAGACUUGAUAUACGGCCCUAUCGAGGUAUCCAUCGGAGGGGAAAUUUGUCGUGAUUUUAUACGAAUUAACUUGUUGGAAGCACACCUCGAAGAAUGAUUCGUAUGAAAUCGAACGCAUAUUUCGAUAGGGCCGAUAACUCAGGGGCUCUCCACUCUGUAUUUUCUUCCGAAAGACAAUUCUAAUACAGUAGAGGAAUAAUUAAUGUCUGGGGUUUCAUUCUUUCCGACAUAAUUAAAAAAAUAAUGAUCAGAGAUAGUGAAAUUGGCCCAAAAACGCAUAAACAAGAUGAAAACCAGUGGAUUUUCAUCACAUGCAAUACGACUAAUUGCAGCAAAAGAAAAUAAGCAGGUAUAUCCAGCAAAGCAUUUCUCUGGGUGCCAUUUGGCCGAGGUUGUAUAUUUGGCAUCCCACAACAGCCUGCGGUUCUUUCGCAUUUUUUCUGAUACAAAUCUCUUCUAUAAAUUAAAUCGAUAUGCAAACACGCGAAUUGUAGAAAUAAAAACAGAAAGUCGUUUGGUAAAACUAAACCGACAAAAAAGUUUUUUUGAGGCUCACAUGCAUUCAGUAACAAUAUUAUUAGAGCUAAACAAAAACGAUAGAGAAAUCGUUGAAAUAAAACGACUAUCGUAAUACGUAAUCACGUUUGAACGAGAAGUAGUUUCAAGGAUAAUCGUUUCACAUAAAAGGGCCCCAGGUUCCAAAAUCCAUUUAAUAAUAAUUCAAUCUAAAGGAAUACAGUUUUUUUGAAUAUCUAAUUGUUAAAUUGUUCUUUUUUUUUAAAAAAAAGGUUCGAUUUCUAAUUUGAAACUAAUUAAGCCCUAUUCUCAAUGAAAACUAUAGGUGAAAUGUGUUCGAAAGUAGAGCUUCCUUUCGUGAAAUUUUAUUUUUGUUAAAGCGUUUUGAAAAAGCGAAAAGGUAGCAACAUUUAUGGAAGAAUUAUGAUUAGAAGCCUUUUUCCCCAUCACACUUCUACGUGAGUUUUUAUUCAGAACGAAACGAAAACUCAGCGAAAAAAAUUAAAAAAGCUUUGCGCCGUUUUGGUUAUGAACUGCCCUUACUUAUUUGCCACGAAAAUCAGGAAAAUUCAUGUAAAAAUGUAUCGUUCAAACGGAAAUCGAUUUUAUUAACAUUGGGUGUCAGCACGUAACUUUGAACAAUGGAGUAACACGAUAGUGGCAGCACCUAUUUCAAUCAAGCAUUUUCCAUUGAGAACCCUCGAUUGAACCAUAUUAGGUGCUGCCGAUACUCGAUUGUAUCAAGUUACGUGCUGGAGCCCCUGGAAUUAUUCAUUUUUAUUUAAAUAACAAAUCUAAACCAAUUAUUUUUGGAAACGAAAUUUACUUUUCAAAUAAAUUUAUUAAUUUAAUAAACAAAUUAUGAAACUUGGUUUCAUUUAUAAUUUAAGCUGCUUUAUUUAAAAGUUGUAUUAUUCUAUGUUAAAAAAAAAAGUUCAAAUUAACCAAAAUAAAACAGUUUACAUAGCAACUCAUUCAUUUACUCUACAUCUUCCGUGAUUAGAUUAAUCAAAUUGUUUUCCCACGGAACCGGCGAGUUUUGAGAUUGUAUGAAAACACUUGCGGCAUGAUCUUCCUCUUUUUGUACCGUGUUGGCUUCACUUUGUUUUUUCUUUCGAUUUCUCGGUUUCUUUCCAUUUUCCGCAGGUUUCACGGCUCUUUUCCUUUUUAAAUUUUUUGUUGUUGUUGUGUUCUUAGCUUUGAUGGGUGAUCUUUUUUUUGUUGGGGAUUUUGAUUUAGAUUUUUUUGUUGGGGAUUUUAAUUUAGAUUUUUUUAUUUCUGCGGCUGCAGCUUUUGCCAUUGCUUCGGCUGCAUCUCUUGCCAUUGCUGUUGCCAUUGCUAUUAAGUAUGUAAAUUAAAUUUGUAUUAAUAUUCUCUUUACAAAUAUGAACCCAACUAAAAAUAGGACAAAUCCAUUCCCGCAGUCAAAACAAAGAAUCUUAACUUAAGUUCAGAAUUUAUAGGGGCUCUGAGAUAAAUUCAGUUUAAUGAACCAAUCAGAGCAUUUAAAGAAAAUCUGAAUUUAAACCCAGAUGGUUUGUUUUGACUCCAUGAAAAAUCAGGGAUGGACUCGGAUAACUCGAUAGUUGAUAGUAAAAAAAAAGAUAAUUUAAUCGCCGAUUUUGAUUAUGAACUAUUGUGUGAGCCGAUUUCACCCCAGGUCAGUCUAAGUGUUAUUGUAUUAAUCUGUUUUUAAUAAACCUUACCUGUUGCUUCAAUAUGGUCCUGUUUUUUUAGGUUCAAAAAUAUCUCAUUUAAACGGGCUAUACUUUUUUGUUUCCUACGAAACCUUUCAUUCAAAGUUUUUAAAUGUCGUUUACUUUUGAAAACCGAUUGUCUUAAUUUUUUGAGUUGUUUUUUCAAUAAUUUUCCAUUCGGAGUCAACUCCGAAGAUGAACAUGAGUCAUCGGAUGAGUAAAGUGCUUUUUUUAAACUCAUCAUCUUAGCCUAAUAAAGUAGAUUUAAAAGACAUAAAGUAUAAUUUUUUUUUUUUAAUGUAAACAUAACUUACACCCGUUUCAUAACUAUAAUCCUCACUAUCAAGACCAUCUGUACUUGAUAAAGGUGACAAUGGGAUAUCUUCUAUAUCUUCAUUUUCAAUCUGGUUUUCUAAUUCUUCUAUAUCUUCUAUAUCAUCAUUUUCAACCUGGUUUUCAAAUUCUGGAGGAGGUUGUAAACAAAUUGUUUCAUUUUGUAAAAUAUUUGCAUUUUGUUGAACAGGAAGAUUAGAAAUAUUUUGUUUUUCUAUUUCUGAAGGUUGUAAGCAAAUUGCUUGUACAGCAGUCUCUGUUUCAUUUUGU
Molecule: messenger RNA, 6401 nt
Organism: Episyrphus balteatus (marmalade hoverfly)
Lineage: Eukaryota; Metazoa; Arthropoda; Insecta; Diptera; Syrphidae
Gene: Ars2
Product: serrate RNA effector molecule homolog
Exons: 1
Coding region: 233-2968 (911 amino acids)
Biological process (GO): primary miRNA processing; mRNA processing
Cellular component (GO): nuclear body
Molecular function (GO): nucleic acid binding
Source: RefSeq, a predicted model, not a curated record